Messenger RNA from Rhodofomes roseus, 1194 nucleotides. RefSeq lists its product as uncharacterized. Lineage: Eukaryota; Fungi; Basidiomycota; Agaricomycetes; Polyporales; Fomitopsidaceae. Bases 257 to 1054 code for a protein of 265 amino acids. The record is from RefSeq and is a predicted model, not a curated record. The transcript has 3 exons.
AACAGUAUCGGGGGGAGGAUAAAUCGGUAUGGACAUGAUCACUUCCUAUUGCCUACAAUUAACAACACAAGAACAGAGGAGUUCACUGCGUCCUCUGAUGCUCCUUCGCUGUCCACGUAGGAUGGCGUCCUACGAGGAGGCGGUAGGUCCAUGUGUGGUCUCGUUUGAUUGGCCCCAUUCCGGCUAGCUUCAUCGAUACGCGACUCGACGCAGGUGGCUUCCUCACCUUCAUACGCCACUCUGGGAUCUGUGGAAAAUGGCCAACAUCGGACGUGCGCCGAAGGCGGGCGAUGACUGGACUCCGAAUGACCUCCUGGCUUACAACAUCCGAAUUAUCUAUGAAGACAGUACAAGUUUCUUCGAUACGUCGCAUCUGUCUCUUCCUCAGGGCGAUCAUGUUAAAGAGGUCCUCAGUGUGCCGGAUGCCUCUACCGCGGAGCACGACGAUUCCUAUACAUUUCUCCGUACCAUGGAGCUUGCCAUGACCCCUCGAGGCUGCAACGAGGAAUUUGCCGUCGUCGAUUUUGUUGUUGCACUGUUCAGGCUUCUCGGUUUCGUUGGCCGAGCUGCGGGUAGAAUCACUAGGACGAGGAAGGACCUGCCGUUCUGGAUAUGCGGUCAGGAGAGACAUGCCAUGGCGGAUGUCUGUAUCGUAGACGACGCCAACAUCACACGCUUUCUCGUUCAAGAAGACAAACGGCAUGCGGAUCACCCCGAUUCAGAGCCUCAGCUCAUUGCGGUCGCUGUCGCUGCCUUCUCCAACAACAAUCACGCACGCAUCCGCUGUCUCGGCGCAAGCGCACUCGCCAGCGAGGUCAUAUGCGGGAUUAUAAUGAAGGGCACGAUGCCUACGUUCUACAGGAUCCCCAUCACCCUCGACCUUGUUCGUGCUGUUCAAAUGGGCGAAUAUCCCGCACGAGAGACAGUUGUCUUCGCUCAUGUACCUGCAGUGCCGCGGCCGGCUCGCCGUUACAUCGAGGGUAUGACCCCCUUGGACAAUCGCGCCGUCGUCCUCGCGUGCUUCGAGGAGAUCAAACAUUGGCAGUUCCUCUGAGGUACCAUCUUGCUCAGAGCUCAUCACUGCAUAGCCGGAUGUAUCAUGGUAACCACACGAUGCGAUCAUGUCGAGUCGGGUUGGAAGUGCGCAUCCCGGCAUUGUGAUUGUGCUUCUGCCAACAGCGAGUAGUACAUCGU